UUUGUUUUUAUUUAAUUAUUUUGCUGCAAACGUACUUGAAAAAAAAUGUUGCACAGCCGCGAACCUUGUCUACUGUGACAAUUGAACGUGAAAAAGCCGCAAUUUGCGGUAAAUGUUGAUUUUCUCAACAUUCAUGCUACCUUUUAAGGUCUUGUCUAUACAAAAAAAUGUAAAUAAUUAUUGUGAAAAUAAAUAUAUAUUCAUAAAUAGAUAUAUAUGGCAGUGAGAAGUGCGUGAACUAUAUGCAUAUAAUAUAACUGAAAUAUAAUAAAUCCUGUAAGAUGUUUCGUGCCUCUCAAAUCGCGAGUGAAGAAACACUUCCUGUUCUUGGAACUGUUACGAUAAUCUCUACAACAGACGAUGCCAAUGAAUCAAAUGUAGGCACAAAUAUAAAACGCGGAGAUGGUCAAUCAACUUAUGGUACUAAUACGAUUAUUUCAUCGUCAAAAAUCAAAUACCCAGCUGCGGUUGCUUUCAUUCUAAUAACGAAAUUUUUUGAAGCAUUUGCAGCUAAUGGAAUGCGAACAAUAUUGGCUUUGUACUUACGAGAUGAUCUCUUCUUCAGUGAAAGUUUUUCAACGAUAAUGCUGCACAUCUUCAAUUUUUUUGGUCAAUUCUGUCCAAUUUUCGGUGCUAUCUUAGCGGAUAGCUAUAUUGGAAAUGUUCGCACGAUAUCGUCAUUUUGUGUUCUUUAUGCUUUUGGCUGGAUCUUACUUAUCCUUACAUCACUACCAAAUAUGGGAAUAUCAUUGAUUUUCCUGAUUUCGGCAUCAUUACUUUUUAUUGCUGUUGGGAAUGGAUCAAUACGCGCUUGCAUUACAAGUCUGGGAGCGCUACAAUUUAAGGUUCCCGAACAAGCCUGCCAACUAGCGGAAUAUUUCUUUCUGUAUUAUUUUGUUUAUUAUUUUGGCAUUUUUUUAAGUAAAAUAUUGCCACCUUUGGUGCGUGCAAAUACUCAAUGCUUUAAUAAAAAUGGUUGCUAUCCAGCAGUAUUCGGUACGUUAGCGACAUCAUUCAUGCUAUCUUGGACAAUUUUCAUGAUUGGUAAAUUUUUUUAUAAACCUGAGAAACUUUCUGAAGAAAAUAUUUUAAUAAAAUUUUAUGGAUGUAUUAAAUAUGCGAUAAUCAAAAAAUGUACAAGGUCGAAAAAGGAACCACGACCAAGUUAUUGGCUCAACAAUGCUAUUGGUCGAUAUGACAAGAAUUUUGUUGAUGAUGUUGCUAAAGUUUUAAAAAUAUCAAAAUUAUUUAUCCCUUUGCCCAUUUAUUUUGCACUGCUCGCUCAGCAGGAUUCAAGUUGGACAUUUCAGGCUACACUGAUGAAUACAACGAUUGCUGGUAUUACACUGCAACCAGAUCAAGCUAAAGCAAUGGGUCCCAUAUUUCUAUUUAUAUUGAUACCACUUUGGCAAUACCUGUUUGCUCCUUUGUUCAAACAUUUAUUCGGAUUUGAGCUGAAACCUCUACACAGUGUGACUGUUGGUGGCAUUUGCUCAGCUAUAUCAUUUCUUUGUGCUGGAAUACUACAAGAAAAUAUAUUUGGUCAGCCAUAUAAAAGUAUUAACAUAGUCUGGCAAGUUCCACAAUUUCUAAUGAUUAUGAUGGGCGAAUUGUUUCUUUCCAUACCAGGUCUUCAAUUUGCUUUUACACAAGCACCAACAUCUAUGAAAUCCGUUGUGACUGCUGCUUGGUUCCUCAAUAAUGCAUUUGGGAAUUUGAUUGUAAUCAUUAUUACUAAAAUUGAUAUAUUUGAUUCACAGAGCAACGAGUACUUCUUCUAUGCAGUGAUAAUGCUAGUUUCGAUUAUUAUAUUUACAUUAUUGGCUUAUGAUUACAUUUUGCAAGAACAACUACUGAGCUAUCAUGUAAAUAAUACUUUAGUGACUAGAAAAGAAAAUACAAUAGCCAAUGGUUUAACAAAGGACAAUGAUAUGAAAGAUGAUAUGGCUGAUCUACCAAGUACAAGUUCAAGUGUUUGCAAUACAUUACAAGAUAAAAAUUAUAUAGCAUAAUAUUUUAAGCUUAUUCCAAAUAUGUGCAA
Messenger RNA from Teleopsis dalmanni, 2041 nucleotides. RefSeq names its product solute carrier family 15 member 1. Gene Ontology annotation, biological process: transmembrane transport. Gene Ontology annotation, cellular component: membrane. The coding region runs from base 282 to 2012 and encodes 576 amino acids. The record is from RefSeq and is a predicted model, not a curated record. Lineage: Eukaryota; Metazoa; Arthropoda; Insecta; Diptera; Diopsidae. Gene Ontology annotation, molecular function: dipeptide transmembrane transporter activity. The transcript is spliced from 10 exons.